This is a messenger RNA of Pneumocystis jirovecii RU7, 1083 nucleotides long. RefSeq lists its product as uncharacterized. Bases 1 to 1083 code for a protein of 360 amino acids. The record is from RefSeq and is a predicted model, not a curated record. The transcript has 3 exons. NCBI's taxonomy places the organism in Eukaryota, Fungi, Ascomycota, Pneumocystomycetes, Pneumocystales, Pneumocystaceae.
AUGAGUGGGCUGGACGUAGAGAGAGAUGCGAUCGUAUUGUCGACAAACGACAUCUGGCAUGAUCAAGGAGAAAAAGGGAUAAAUUGGGGGUUUUUGGGAUUUGAAAAAAAAAACGGAGAAAAACAAGCGGAUAUGAGCGUAGAAGGAAAUGAAAAACAAGGAAAAGUAGGAAAUACAGAUAGAUGUCGAACAGUGUCACAACGGGCGGUGCCGGCAUCGGCAAUUAUCUUUCAUCAGGCAAAAAAACAGUUUGCAGCUCUUAAACUUGAAAACAAAUCAUCGCCGAUAUCGGGAGUAAAAACAGGGACAGAUGUAAGAAUAGCGGUUAAACCGAUGGGUAUAGAGCCGAUGCAAGGGUAUCCGACUUUUCAGAACAAGAUUCCUAUAUUAAAGAUAUCACCAUCACUUAAUACAGUGAUUACACCGAAAUACGCUGAUGGCAGAGUAAUUAGGGCUAAAGUCCCUAUGAAAGUAACGGCACAUGGGGGAAAAACGUAUGCACCAGACUCUCCCAAAAAAACGGGCACAAAUGGUGCAGUGAUCAAGGUACCACGAUCAUCUAACCUAACAGGAGUACGUGUUAAAACAACGCAAUCACCACUACAGCAGAAGCAUGGUCUUUCUCAAAACGUUACAUCACCUAGCAAAGGGGCGGUUAGAACUGUAAACACACCGGUGACACUACGGACGAAACCAUGUGUAUCAUACGUUUCUUCAAAUGUUGCAUCAUCGGCUUCUUCAACACAUCCAAAGUCAGAAACGAGAGCAGGGGCUCAGAAAGAGACUGAAAAGAAACGAACUGGCGCAAUUAAAGUAAUUUCCGUUAAUGCUCUUAAUGCACGUCAACCAAAAACUGUUUCUACCGAAAAUGUUCCAAAUAAGCCUCUUAGGCUUGCACCUUCGAUAUCAAGAGCAAAUCCUACUCGAAAAACAGAACAACAUUCGUCUUCAAAUAUCAAAUCAUCACCCAUUAAACCCUUUACAAGUGUAACCAAUUUAGUAUCUAAUGAAAAAUUUGGGAAACCAGUAUCUUUUGUAGCCUCUAGUGUAAACCAAGGGAAUAGUUACACAAAGAGAAUAUAG